AUGUGGAAAGAUGCUGUGGAACAAAUACAUCAAGCAGCGACAAAAACGCUGAGAAAAACCAUACCUGGAAGAAAAUACAUUGAUAAACAAACCUGGUGGUGGACAGAUGAAGUCAAGCAAGCAGUCAAGGAGAAAAAGAUGGCGAACAAGACUUGGUGGAAUUCACGACUUAACACUGAUCUCCAUAAAUAUGGCAACCUGAAAUCAGGAGCAAAAACAGCAGUAGCUGCAGCAAAAGACCAAUAUUACCAGACACUGCAUGACCAGAUUGACACACCAUUGGGAGAAAACAUGUACCGUCUUGCUAAGUCACAUCACCGUUCAACUGAGGACAUUGGACACGUCAUGCACAUCAAGGAAGCCGACGCCAAACUGCUAAGAGAUAGACAAUCUAUUCCCCAGAGUUGGACAGAUUACUUUGAUAACAUCAGCAACAAAGAGUUUACGCAUCCACCAAUUACUAGUCCUAAUCCUAUCGUAGGACCCGACCCCUCAAUGACACCUGAGGAGGUAAAUCUUGCCAUUAGCAAGAUGAAAAAUGGAAAAGCAACUGUUUCAAAUGACCUACCAGCGGAAAUCUGGAAAAUCCUCGGAAAGCCUGCUUCAGAAUUCCUUGCCUCGCUCUUCAACCGCAUCAUCGUCGAAAAACAGCUUUCACAAGCAUGGACAACUAGCAUAACAGUUCCAAUCUGGAAGGCAAAAGGAGACGUGAACGACUGCUCGACUUAUCUCCCUAUUCGACUCCUCUAUCACACUUGA
Messenger RNA from Schistocerca nitens (vagrant locust), 759 nucleotides. RefSeq lists its product as uncharacterized. The transcript has a single exon. The coding region runs from base 1 to 759 and encodes 252 amino acids. Lineage: Eukaryota; Metazoa; Arthropoda; Insecta; Orthoptera; Acrididae. The record is from RefSeq and is a predicted model, not a curated record.